Molecule: messenger RNA, 1091 nt
Organism: Aphis gossypii (cotton aphid)
Lineage: Eukaryota; Metazoa; Arthropoda; Insecta; Hemiptera; Aphididae
Source: RefSeq, a predicted model, not a curated record
GAUGAAUAAUGACAUUGAUAAUUGUAAUGAAAAAUCAGGUAUUAAAAAUAUUAAAUUAUUCAAAAAAAUAUAUUAAACUUAAGUAGUAGGUAUUUACAAAGUUAUUUGUUUGAUAAAACAAUAGAAAGUGAUACUAUGAGUGUUUUUAUUUAUAAUCCUCAGGGUUGGAUUUAACAAAAGAAUUUCCAACUGAUCGUGGUCAUUUUGAUGAAAGUAUGCUAAUUAGUUUUAAUUUAAAAAGAAGUAUUAUUUUGUAUGGACCAUGUAGACCUACCACAUUUGAAUUUCCAUUUACUCCAGAUAGUAGUGGUUACAAUCGGAAAUUUACACCACACUUUUAUUUCAAAACAGUUAAGUCUGGAAUUCGCAUUCCUAGAUUGUGGUUAUGCUAUUCUAUAAUUUUAGAUCGGGUAUAUUGUGAAACUUGUUGGUUAUUUUCAAACAGACUUGAAAAAAGUUUCAAAAAUAAUUGGAUUUUAGGUAUAAAUGACUGGCACCAUAUAGGUGAUAAAAUUAAUGUUCAUGAAACAUCAAGACAACACAUACAAGCUGUCGACACUCGCUGUCUAUGGUUGAAAAACAGAACAAUAGACAGUCAACUGGAAAUUCAGAUAAAUGAAGAAGCAUUGUUUUGGAAAAAUGUAUUAACCGUCUUAUAAAAAUUUAUUUUAACUGCAGUCAACACUGCUCUUAGAGGUAAUGAAGGUAGUAAUAAAAAAGAAAAUCUAUCUGAAGGAAAUUUUAUAAGGACAGUUAAAUUAUUAGCAGAUUUUGAUCCAGUUCUACACCAGUUGUUAAAUGAAGACAAAUAUAAAAUAAAAUAUCUAAGCUGGCAAUUACAAAAUGAUAUUAUUCAAUUGUUAUCUACUGAAGUUCUGAAUAUUCUAGCAAAUGAAGUGAAAACUUCUAAGUUUUAUUCAAUUAUAGUUGAUUCCACACAGGACAUUACAAAAAUUGAUCAACUAAGCAUUAUUUUGAGGUAUGUUGUUGUAAAUUAUGACCAAAAAUCAAUUGAGGUAAAAUAAUCCUUUUUUGGUUUUUUUGAGGUAAAAAAACAUGGAGCAGCUGAUCAUGAAAAUCUUAUAUAUAAA